AUGUAUAUCAAGCAAAUCAUCAUCCAAGGCUUCAAGAGCUACAAAGAACAAACGGUCAUUGAACCAUUCUCUCCGAAGACGAACGUGAUUGUUGGACGCAAUGGCUCGGGGAAAAGUAAUUUCUUCGCCGCAAUUCGUUUCGUACUCAGCGAUGCAUACACUCAAAUGGGUCGCGAGGAGCGGCAGGCACUAUUGCAUGAAGGAUCGGGAUCUGCUGUAAUGUCUGCGUAUGUGGAGAUUAUUUUCGACAAUAGCGACGAUCGAUUCCCCACUGGAAAGGACGAGCUAAUCCUGCGACGCACAAUCGGCUUAAAGAAGGAUGAAUACUCUCUCGAUCGCAAAAAUGCCACUAAGACAGAUGUUAUGAAUUUACUGGAAUCUGCUGGUUUCUCGCGUUCAAACCCAUACUACAUCGUCCCUCAGGGUCGUGUCACAACAUUGACCAACAUGAAGGAUGCGGAGCGGCUCAACCUGUUGAAGGAAGUUGCCGGGACGCAGGUCUAUGAAGCUCGCCGAACAGAGUCCUUGAAAAUCAUGGCCGAUACUAAUAACAAACGCGCUAAGAUUGAUGAAUCCCUGGAAUAUAUCAAGGAGCGACUCGCCGAACUAGAAGAGGAAAAGGAAGAGUUGCGUGGAUACCAAGAAAAGGACAAGGAGCGCCGAUGUUUGGAGUAUGCGUUCUAUCAUAGAGAACAAACGGCCUUGGUUACUGCCCUCGAUGAGAUUGAAAACCUGCGCCAGGAUGGCAUUGAAGGAACAGACGAAAACCGCGAGGCAUUUAUGGAGGGCGAGCGGGCCAUUUCAGAAGUGGAUGAUGAGAUAAAGCAAGUGAAUCGCCAAAUGGAACUCCUCAAACUGGAGCGACGCCAAUUGGAAGAGGAUAGGCGUGAAACAUCAAAAGCUCAGGCCAAAAUUGAGCUGGAUGUUAAAACGUUCACCGCCGGAUUAUCGGCGACAGAGCAAGCACGAGCCCAACAACAGCAAGACCUCAAAGCUGUGAAACAAGAUAUUGCGGCCAAGGAGGCGGAACUAGGCCAGAUUCUUCCGGAAUAUACUAAACGCAAGGCAAAAGAGACAGAAGUUAAACAGAAUCUCGAUAUCGCCGAGGCUACGCAAAAUAGACUAUAUAACAAGCAAGGCCGAAGCUCGCAGUUCAAGAACAAGGCCGAGCGUGACAAGUGGCUGCGAGGUGAAAUUGAACAGCUUAAUACAGCUCUCGGCGAGCAAAAGGCCAAUCGCAUCAAUGCAGACGAAGAGGUGAAAGCUUCUCAGUUAAGAAUUCAAAACCUAGAGGAAGGGAUCGCCGGCCUACGAGAGCGCCUUGAUGGCUGGGGAGGCAGUAGGCAAGCUUUGUCUCAAGAGAUAACCACGGCCAAGGAUGCACUGGAAAAAUUGACUGACCAGCGGAAAUUGUUGCGACGCGAGGAUGAUAAGCUAGAGUCGGUUAUUGCAGACGCGAGAAGGGAGAAGGAGCGUGCUGAGAGCACGCUUUCCCAUACGAUGGACGGUGCUACUUCACGAGGUCUUGCAACGGUCAGACGCCUGAAGCAGGAACACAACAUUCAGGGAGCCUACGGAACCUUAGCAGAGCUCAUCGACGUUACCGAAACCUACCGAGUUGCUGCAGAGCAGACUGCUGGCGCCAGCCUUUUUCAUUAUGUUGUCGAUAAUGAUGAAACUGCCACUCAACUUAUGGAUGCUCUACACAAACAAAGAGGGGGUAGAGUCACAUUCAUGCCCCUAAACCAACUUCGGCCAAAAUCGACAAAUCUACCAAAGGCAGCUGAUGCCGUGCCAUUGAUGAGUAAAAUUACGCACGAGAAGAGGUUCGAGAAGGCGAUAAAUCAAGUUUUUGGCAAGACUAUCAUCUGCCCAAACCUUACAGUUGCUGCUCAGUAUGCCCGGAGUCACAAUUGCACUGCCAUCACACCCGAAGGUGAUACCGCGAAUAAAAAGGGAGCUCUAACAGGUGGCUUCAUUGACACCCGUAAGUCACGAUUGGAAGCCGUUCGAGCAGUCAAUACAUGGCGCGAUGAAUUUGAAUCUUUACGAACCCGUGCUCUUGAAAUUAGACAGGAGGUCGAAAGGAAAGAUCAAGAGAUUACUGUGGCGAUGGGCGGUCUCCAAAAGCAGGAGCAGAAACUGCGACAACUUGAUGAUAGCUUUGAACCGCUGAAAUCUGAGCUGCGUUCGAAGAGCUCAUAUCUCGAAAGAGAAAGAGACCAGCUGGAAGCUCAUCUUCGUCGCCGAGAAGUUGUGGAGAAGAUGCUGAAGGACUAUAGCGACAAUCUCGGCGGAUUCGAGGCAGAAUUGGCAACUGAUUUCAAGAAAGCCUUGAGUGCGAACGAAGAGCGUCAACUUGAGCAGCUUACGACAACUGUCUCCGAUUUGCGAAAGCAAUGGAAUGAUCUGAGUAAAAGCCGACGAGAACUGGAGGGUCGAAAGCAACUUAUCGAAGUUGACUUGAGAGAAAAUCUUCGGAUGAAACUCGAUCAACUGAAUAGCCAAGAAAUUGAUAGCAAUGCUAGCGGCGGCUCGGGAACCCUCAAAGAAUCGCAACGAGAGCUAAAACGGAUUCAAAGAGCCAUCGCAAAUGUUGUGGCUAAGCUUCAAGAGAACGAGGCCCACAUCGAGCAAGCAGAAAUUAGGCUCGGGAAUCUUCACAAAAUCAAGGUUCAGAAAGAAGAAACCCAACAAGAAAUCGCGAGGGCAAUUGAGAAACAUCAAAAGAGGAUGGAGAAGAGCGUUGCGAAGAAGGCCCUGUUGGCUGCUUCUGCGGCAGAAUGUGCAAAGAACAUUCGCGAUCUUGGUGUCCUUCCUGAUGAGGCAUUUGAGAAAUACUCCAAUAUGGAAUCAAAAACUCUUACUGCACGCCUCAAGAAAGUUAACGAGGCACUGAAGAAGUACAAACACGUGAACAAGAAAGCCUUUGAGCAAUAUAACAGCUUCACCUCUGAACGAGACGGCUUGAUAAGACGAAGAAAGGAGCUAGAGGACUCGCAAGGCUCCAUCCAAGAACUCGUCGAUGUUCUAGAUCAGCGCAAAGACGAAGCCAUCGAACGCACCUUCAAGCAGGUAUCCAAAGAGUUUGCCUCCAUCUUCGAGCGCCUAGUACCAGCGGGCCGUGGUCGACUUGUGAUCCAACGUAAGACUGAUCAGCGGGCACGGGAAGACGAAGAUUCAGAUGAGGAACCACGCGAAAGCGUAGAUAACUAUACUGGUGUUGGCAUUAGCGUCUCCUUCAAUAGCAAGCACGACGAACAACAACGCAUACAGCAAUUGAGCGGUGGACAGAAGAGUCUCUGCGCCCUGGCGCUCGUCUUCGCAAUCCAGCAGUGCGAUCCUGCACCUUUUUACCUCUUCGACGAAAUUGACGCCAAUCUAGAUGCCCAGUAUCGCACAGCUGUCGCACAGAUGCUUGAAGAGAUCUCUACACAGCAGGGCAGCCAAGAUGGCGCCGGAGGGGGCAUGAGUGGUCAAUUUAUCUGCACGACUUUCAGACCGGAAAUGUUGCUGGUGGCUGAUAAAUGUUAUGGAGUUACAUUUCAUAAUAAGACUAGCGGAAUUGACGCUGUUAGUCGAGACGAGGCGUUGAGAUUUGUGGAGGGGGAGGCUCCGAAGUAA
Venustampulla echinocandica is the source of this 3624-nucleotide messenger RNA. Its product is annotated as Structural maintenance of chromosomes protein. The transcript is spliced from 4 exons. Gene Ontology annotation, cellular component: chromosome. Gene Ontology annotation, biological process: mitotic sister chromatid cohesion. Gene Ontology annotation, molecular function: cohesin loader activity; ATP hydrolysis activity; double-stranded DNA binding. Lineage: Eukaryota; Fungi; Ascomycota; Leotiomycetes; Helotiales; Pleuroascaceae. The record is from RefSeq and is a predicted model, not a curated record. The coding region runs from base 1 to 3624 and encodes 1207 amino acids.